Molecule: messenger RNA, 1011 nt
Organism: Suhomyces tanzawaensis NRRL Y-17324
Lineage: Eukaryota; Fungi; Ascomycota; Pichiomycetes; Serinales; Debaryomycetaceae
Exons: 1
Coding region: 1-1011 (336 amino acids)
Source: RefSeq, a predicted model, not a curated record
AUGAGUUUAUCUCGCAAAGUGGGCAACUAUCAAAAUCAAAAAUCGGCAAUCAUUGCCGAAUACCUCGAUUUACGGAAGGAGGUGGACAUUGUGGAUGAGCAAGAGUCAUUUGAACUACUUCUUUAUCUUGAUGAAAUAUUGUACGAGUAUCAUGUGGUCAAAGGAUACAUUGAAUCCUCCAAGCUACAACUCAAUGAGUUUGACUCCAUGAUCUUUGAUCAAAUACAAUCUCUCGCCAAGAAGUUACUGGAUAGUGUGCCCAUUCCCGAGCUCUCAGAAAAGAUUAAAAGGUUACCAAUUGUUAGAAGAGAGCUCCAGGAGAAUGCUCGAGAAGCUGGAAAGAUUCACACUCUAAUGUCAGCUGCAGGUUCUAAUCGAUUUUUGGAGCCAUCCAUAAUACCAGAAGAUUUCGAUUUAUCUACAAAGAAAACCAAGGGGGCUGGUUCCAAGUCGUCCAAAAACUUGGGAAUAUUCUUGAACGGACAAUGGUCGAAAGAACACGUGCGGUGUGUUGUGGAAGGGGCGUCCGAUCCCUCUUUCACAAGGCAGCCUGAAAAAACAAACCACGUCAAGAACUUAUUUGAGCAGAGGUUUGGAAUUAAUGUCAGUCUCAAAGCUGUGAGAUAUCUCAUGUUACACUAUGGUUUCCGGAAAACUGGUUAUGCUUUGAAAGAGUUUCAUUCUGCUUUUGACGAGGCAUUUCUAAGAUAUGAAUUUAGCAGUCCUCCAGCUAGUUAUCAUAAGGUUCAAGCCUACCUAUCCAGGAAGAUUCCAAACGUUUUGAUGAACGAUAUCGAAUAUGGCUUUCGGAUGAGAAGGUUAUUCAGGAAAAUCUACGGUAACCAUUUUGAGCCAGCAGAAAAUUACGAGGAAUUCAAGCAUAUGGUUCCUUAUUUAGUACCUGCGAGGGGAAAAUACAAGAAAAGCUUGAGACAAGGUCCAAAUGCGACUUUCCAAGAAACAUCUCCCAAGGAUCUGCCCGAUGACAGCAGGAUGGAGACGACAAUAUAA